ACCGGCUUCUAAUCAAAGGAGGAAAAAUUGUCAACGAUGAUCAAUCAUUUUAUGCAGACAUUUACGUGGAAGAUGGUUUAAUACAACAAAUUGGAGAAAACCUGCUUGUUCCUGGUGAUGUGAAGACGAUCGAUGCCUGUGGACAGCUAGUGGUGCCUGGGGGGAUAGAUGUCCACACCAGGCUGCAGAUGCCCGUCCUGGGGAUGGCCCCUGCUGAUGACUUCUUCCAAGGGACCAAGGCAGCCCUGGCAGGAGGCACCACAAUGAUCAUUGACCACAUCUGCCCGGGUGCUGGGACCAGUCUCCUGGCCGCCUACGAGCAGUGGCGGGAACGCGCUGACAGCCAGGCCUGCUGUGACUACGCGCUGCACAUCGACAUCCCUCGCUGGCACGACAGCCUGAAGGAGGAGCUGGAAGCCCUGGUGAAGGACAAGGGUGUGAACUCCUUCCUGGUUUUUAUGGCCUACAAAGACAAACUGCAGUGCACCGAUGCCCAGAUGUAUGAAAUAUUCGGCAUUAUUCGAGACCUGGGGGCCAUCGCCCAAGUGCACGCUGAAAACGGGGACAUCAUCGAUGAGGAGCAGAAGAGGCUGCUGGAGCUGGGGGUCACCGGGCCGGAGGGACACGUCCUCAGCCGCCCCGAGGAGGUGGAAGCAGAGGCGGUGUACCGUGCCAUCACCAUCGCGAAACAGGCCAACUGCCCCCUCUACGUCACCAAGAUAAUGAGCAGAGGCGCAGCAGAUGUGGUAGCUCAAGCCAAGAGGAAAGGCGCAGUGGUGUACGGGGAGCCCAUCUCCGCCAGCCUGGGCACCGACGGGUCGCACUACUGGAGCAAAAACUGGGCCAAAGCUGCAGCCUUUGUCACGUCCCCCCCCAUCAGCCCGGACCCCACCACGCCGGAUCAUCUCUCCUCCCUCCUGUCCUGCGGGGACCUGCAGGUUGUUGGCAGCGCCCAUUGCACCUUCACCACUGUGCAGAAGGCUGUGGGGAAGGACAACUUCACCCUCAUCCCUGAGGGGACCAACGGCAUCGAAGAGCGGAUGGCGAUCGUCUGGGAGAAGUGUGUGGUCCCUGGGAAGAUGGAUGAGAAUGACUUUGUUGCCGUGACCAGUACCAAUGCAGCCAAGAUCUUCAACUGCUACCCCAGGAAGGGGCGCGUUGCUGUGGGCGCAGACGCAGACCUGGUUUUGUGGAACCCCAAGGCUAUGAAAAUCAUCUCGGCAAAAACCCACAACCUGAACGUGGAGUACAACAUCUUUGAAGGCACAGAGUGUCACGGGGCUCCUACCGUGGUCAUAAGUCAAGGAAAAGUUGUUCUUGAAGAUGGAAACCUGUUUGUCACCCAGGGCUCAGGUCGCUUCAUUCCUAGAAAGACAUUCCCUGAUUUUGUUUAUAAAAGAAUAAAGGCCAGAAACAGGCUGGCCGAAGUCCAUGGUGUCCCCCGAGGGCUGUAUGACGGACCUGUCCACGAGAUCCUUGUGAGUGCCAGAGCCCCAGCCGCGGCGACCAGGACGGCUCCCUGCGCAGGCAAAGCCCCGGCUCCUCCCGUGCGCAACCUCCACCAGUCGGGGUUCAGCUUGUCCGGGUCGCAGGCUGAUGACCACAUUGCCAGACGCACGGCUCAGAAGAUCAUGGCCCCGCCGGGCGGACGGUCCAAUAUCACCUCACUGUCCUGA
Messenger RNA from Antrostomus carolinensis (chuck-will's-widow), 1676 nucleotides. RefSeq names its product dihydropyrimidinase-related protein 4. The transcript is spliced from 13 exons. Gene Ontology annotation, molecular function: hydrolase activity, acting on carbon-nitrogen (but not peptide) bonds, in cyclic amides. The record is from RefSeq and is a predicted model, not a curated record. Lineage: Eukaryota; Metazoa; Chordata; Aves; Caprimulgiformes; Caprimulgidae. Bases 189 to 1676 code for a protein of 495 amino acids. Gene Ontology annotation, cellular component: cytosol; cytoplasm.